GCCUAUUACUACUACUCCUCGUACCACCAAGCCGAAACCCAAUUCUGUCACUUUUGCCCUUCUACAUUUCUUGAUAUUUUACCCAUUUAUCAUGAAUUCUGCCUUGUGCAAGUUGCGUCCGAGGUUACUGACGCCAUUUUAUAUGAGGAGAUGGCAGUCGACGUCGUCUGGCCACGCCAAGACGGAGUAUUCCUCCAGCAAAGAGACUCACUUCGGGUACGAACACGUCUCCGAGAAGCAGAAGGCUCACAAAGUUCAUGGAGUGUUUGAAAAUGUGGCUAGUAAUUAUGAUUUAAUGAAUGACUUGAUGUCAGGUGGAAUACAUCGACUAUGGAAGGACUGUUUUAUAUCUCGACUUCAACCAAGACCAAAUACAAGGCUUCUUGAUGUUGCUGGAGGAACCGGCGACAUCACAUUUAGAUACAUUCAGCACUUGUUACAUAAGAGGAACAGGGACACUCGUGUAAAAACGCCAUCAAUAAACAUGUCUGCUCCCUCUGAUAAAGAAGAAAAUACAGCGGAAGAGCCACCUUUAUAUGAGAUAGCAGUAUGUGACAUAAGUCAGGGAAUGCUUGACGUUGGAAAGAAAAGAGCUGAAUCACUUGGGUAUUCAGGAAUCACUUGGGUCUGUGGUGAUGCGCAGCAGUUACCAUUUGAAGAUGAUCACUUUGAUUGCUAUACAAUUGCAUUUGGAAUCAGGAAUGUCGUUGAUGUACAGAAGGCACUAAGUGAAGCCUACAGAGUGUUGAAGCCUGGUGGUAGAUUUAUGUGCUUAGAGUUUAGUCAGGUCAACAACUCCGGUCUCAAAUGGCUCUAUGACAAAUAUUCUUUCAAUAUAAUACCUGCUAUGGGCCAAGUUGUUGCAGGAGACUGGAAGAGCUAUCAGUACCUGGUUGAAAGCAUACGCAAGUUCCCUGAUCAAGAAACCUUCCAAGAGAUGAUUGAAGAUGUUGGUUUUAGAAGAGUUAUGUAUGAAAACUUGACUUUUGGGGUGGUUGCCAUUCACAGUGGAUUUAAGAUUUGACUUGUUUUAUGUGACAUAGACACUUUUGAAUAGAAAAAUAUGGUUGGAAAGCAUCACAACCUGGCUCUACUGAGUAUACGGCUACUCUAAGUCACAAAUUUGUAAUCGACGUCAUCAUCCGUAUAUUGUUCAACAUGUAUAACAGGUAACAAGAGCUCUGCCAUAUCUGACGAAACAGGA
Messenger RNA from Macrobrachium nipponense, 1204 nucleotides. RefSeq names its product 2-methoxy-6-polyprenyl-1,4-benzoquinol methylase, mitochondrial-like. The transcript has 8 exons. Gene Ontology annotation, molecular function: methyltransferase activity. NCBI's taxonomy places the organism in Eukaryota, Metazoa, Arthropoda, Malacostraca, Decapoda, Palaemonidae. Gene Ontology annotation, biological process: ubiquinone biosynthetic process. The record is from RefSeq and is a predicted model, not a curated record. The coding region runs from base 92 to 1024 and encodes 310 amino acids.